ACUGGAUCACUGUGGAACCACUGAGAUAGGUGCAGUGAUGCGGUGCUCUGAUGUUACCCGCCAAGCGGCCAAUUAGCAUUUAGCUCCUGCAACGUUCAACCAGGGUUGACGAGCUGUCACACUCAUAGCUCUCCACUCACUUCCUUAAGCUCCAAGAAACUUUGCUUUGGUAGAUCGGGACUACCGCGGUGGUGGGAUUUUGGCCUCAAGAUUUGCCUAUAAAGCCUGCAUGGUCCUCGUGCCCUCUUUCUAAAUACUUUUUGAGGACAUUUCCUUCCCAGGUAUCCCACUCCGCAUAGUCAGCAUGUCAGAGUCACCGAAGAACGAGUACCCUAAGGGCGAAGAGAAGAUCGCGCUAGGAGAGCCAUAUGCGGUGCAAGAAUCUACUUCACUUGGAGUUGCAGAGGAUCUACUCGGUUCUCAAAGUGUCGAUCCAGCUCUGGAUGCCAAGAUGCACAUUGUCAACAACGCCAUCGAUGAGAUUGGUUGGACUCCAUAUCACUGGAAACUGUUUGUGCUGAAUGGAUUCGGCUAUGCCGUCGACUCUCAACUCCUUCUUUUGCAAUCAAUCAUCGCUACACAGGCCUGCUAUGAGUUUACGCCAUCUUACCCUCGAGCUCUCACAAUUGCUGUUUACGUGGGCAUGCUCGUUGGUGCUUUGUUUUGGGGAUUGAGCGCCGACAUUGUCGGUCGACGAUUCGCUUUCAACGUCUCACUGUUCAUCUGUUCAUUCUUCACCAUUAUCUCUGGAGCAGCGCCAAAUUGGGCUGCGCUUGCAACGUUCAUUGCUUUCCUAGGCUUUGGUGGGGGCGGAAAUCUUAUCAUGGAUACGACAGUUUUUAUCGAGUACCUGCCCUCAAACAAGCAAUGGGUAUUGACAUGGCUCGCUUCAUGGUGGGGGUUGGGACAGGCAAUUGCCGGCUUCUUCGCUUGGGGAUUCCUUCCUCCCUCGAAGUGGAACUGCUCAAACCCGUUCGACGAGGAUGGCCUCAGAAUUUCUACAUGCUCAAAGGCCGACAACAUGGGCUGGAGAUAUGUCAUGUAUACCUCUGGAGCCAUGGUGUUUGUGAUGAGUGUGGCCCGAAUUACAGUCAUUCGCUUGAAGGAAACGCCGAAAUAUCUUCUAGGAGAAGGCAAAGACGAGCAGCUUGUAGCCGAUUUCCAAAACAUGGCCGCAAAAUAUAAUCGACCUUGCUCUAUCACCGUUGAGAUGCUAGAUGCAUGCGGAACAAUCAACUCGGCUCAUGGAAAAACCAAAUUCUCGGUUUCUGAGUUGACGGUUCACUUCAGAGGGCUAUUUGCAACAAAGACGAUCGGUUUGUCGACUUCUUUGAUCUGGCUCUCUUGGACACUCAUUGGUCUCGCUUAUCCACUGUUCUAUGUUUUCCUCAGCAGCUAUCUCUCUUCCAGAGGUGCCGACUUUGGAGUACAAUCUGAUUUCGAGACUUGGAGAAAUUAUGCGCUGGUAAACAUCAGUAGUAUCCCGGGACCUAUGCUCGCAGGUUACAUGUGCAAUUGGAAAGUCCUCGGCCGAAAGUACACCAUGGUAAUCGGCGCUCUUAUCACAAUGGCUUUCUUCUUCGCCUACACCCAAGUCCGAACGCAAGCUCAGAAUGUCGGCUUUAGCUGCGCAAUCGGUUUCGCCCUGAAUAUCUAUUAUGGCACGCUGUAUGCAUAUACGCCUGAAGUACUGCCUUCUGCGCAUCGUGCUACAGGAAAUGGAAUAGCGGUUGCUUGUAAUCGGAUCAUGGGUAUCUUGUCUGCAGUCAUUGCUACGUAUGCUGAUACCACUACGGCGGUUCCGAUUUAUGUGUGUGCAGCUUUGUACAUCGGGAUGGCUGCCGUGGCUGUUGCUUUUCCUUUUGAACCGUUUGGGAAGAGAAGUUCUUAGUUACACGAUGCUGGUCAGAUAUGUAGUUGAACAUACCUCGUUCAAGACGAGUUGUGGAUCACGAAAGCGGUUCAAUGGAAUAACAUGCGAGACUACAGAUUUUGGGAUAUUUCAAAUUCCAAAUUGUAUCGAUGAAGUGUAUCAGAAGCGUUGGAGGUUUCGGCUGGCUGCAGCUCAGCUCAGCGACCCCCACGCGUAUUCUCCAUUCGGGAAGACCCUGGAUAAGCCACUGCACGAGAUAAUGCGAAAUCGCGUUAUGCUACCGACAACUAUGUAGUUUUCCAUAAUUUAUUAUAAUUACACGAUACUGAAUUCUCGAUACAUCAAAAGAUCGGACAUCCAAG
This is a messenger RNA of Cadophora gregata, 2235 nucleotides long. RefSeq lists its product as uncharacterized. The coding region runs from base 305 to 1891 and encodes 528 amino acids. Gene Ontology annotation, molecular function: transmembrane transporter activity. Gene Ontology annotation, biological process: transmembrane transport. The record is from RefSeq and is a predicted model, not a curated record. The transcript has 6 exons. NCBI's taxonomy places the organism in Eukaryota, Fungi, Ascomycota, Leotiomycetes, Helotiales, Ploettnerulaceae.